Pongo pygmaeus (Bornean orangutan) is the source of this 9394-nucleotide messenger RNA. Its product is annotated as zinc finger protein 717-like. NCBI's taxonomy places the organism in Eukaryota, Metazoa, Chordata, Mammalia, Primates, Hominidae. The transcript has 3 exons. Bases 5505 to 7265 code for a protein of 586 amino acids. The record is from RefSeq and is a predicted model, not a curated record.
AGCUGGGCAUGGUGGUGGGUGCCUUUAGCCCCUGCUACUCAGGAGGCUGAGGCAGGAGAAUGGCAUGAACCUGGGAGGCGGAGAUUGCAGUGAGCCAAGAUCAUGCCACUGCGCUCCAGUGACAAAGUGAGUCUCCAAUCUCAAAAAAAAAAAAGAGUGUAAUGAGUGUGCAAAAUCCUUUUGUCUGAGGUAACACCUCAGCAGGUAUUAGGGAAUUCACACAAGAGAGAAAUCCUGUGUGUCAGAGACUGGCUGUGUGUUCUACAAAAUUCACCCUUUUAUCUGUUGGACACACAGAUUGCAUUUCUCAGCCCCCUGUUAUUGUGGGUGCAUUAUAUAACAGCUCUGUAGUAGAAUAUGUAUGCAAGUAGCCAGGCACAGUAGCUCACGACUGUAAUCCCAGCACUUUGGGAGGCUGAGGUGGGCAGAUCACGAGGUCAGGAGUUUGAGACCAGCCUGACCAACAUCGUGAAACCCUGUUUCUACUAAAAGAUAUAAAAAUAAAUAGCCAGUCAUGGUGGUGUGCACCUGUAAUCCCAGCUACUCUGGAGGCUGACGCGGAAGAAUGGUGUGAACCCAGGAGGCAGAGGUUGCAGUGAGCUGAAAUCGUCCCAUUGCACUCCAGCCUGGGUGACAGAGCAACACUCCAUCUCAAAAAAAAAAAAAAAAAAAAAAAAAAGUAUGUGAGUGAUGAUCCUUACGGGCCUGGCUCUCACACAGAGUGACAUAAAGCCUUCCACAUUUUCUCAGAUCCUGUGGUACCGAAGUACUGAUGACCCCUAUGAUGGCCUUGGGAGACAUAGGUGGGAAAAGGUGACUGCUUUAAGACUGAAGGAAUUACAUACACCUACUAUGUCCCAACAAAAAUUAAAAAUAAAAACAUUGAACUGAUUGUCUAUCCUUGGCUUACUCCUUUAGGACGUGUUAAUCCAUGGCAAGUGGCGCACACAAGUGUGGCAGCGUUUUUUCCGAGUACAGUAGUUUAAUGGGGAAGAACAGUAUUGAAGAACAUGUCAAAAACAGAAACAGACACCUGCUGAGGCAAGAGUCUCAGUCAUAGCCUGCCUUCAUCUCUGAAGGGACCAGGCGACCCACGGAGUGCCUCGGCAGCCUUGUCAUUGCAUGCAAUCUUCACAGACAAGAUCUCACUGCAACCACCUUUCUACAGGAGCACAGUUGUGACAUUAUACUGAUGACAUCAUUCUCAGAGAAAAUUCAUUUUACACACUAAGGACACACAGAUACAAGGAGGCUUACACAAAGGGAAUGGACCUUUCCCUAACACACUGGUGCAAGGCCCUGCCACUUUGCUUCAAUUCCUGAAAAUUCCUUGGUAAACAUGGGGCUGCCCUAUUCCUGAGACUUUCAAAAAAUAGUUAUUGAUCCUCUCAGCAUCCACAAUGUUAAUACAAGCCCAACAGUGUUUAAUUUGUGUUUUGUUUUUUGGAGGCACAGUCUUGCUCUGUCACCCAGACUGGUGUGAAGUGGCACGAUUUCAUCUCACUGCAGCCUCGACCUCCUGAGCUCAAGCAAUUCUCCCAUCUCGGCCUUCCAAGUAGCUAAGACUGCAGUUUAGGCUAUGAGCAGAGAUGGACGAGGUGGCUACUGCAAUGGAUCAAGGCUAUGAGCAGAGAUGGACGAGGUGGCUACUGCAAUGGAUCAAGGCUAUGAGCAGAGAUGGACGAGGUGGCUACUGCAAUGGAUCAAGGCUAUGAGCAGAGAUGGACGAGGUGGCUACUGCAUUGGAUCAAGACUAUGAGCAGAGAUGGACGAGGUGGCUACUGCAAUGGAUCAAGGCUAUGAGCAGAGAUUGACGAGGUGGCUACUGCAAUGGAUCAAGGCUAUGAGCAGAGAUGGACGAGGUGGCUACUGAAAUGGAUCAAGGCUAUGAGCAGAGAUGGACGAGGUGGCUACUGCAAUGGAUCAAGGCUAUGAGCAGAGAUGGACGAGGUGGCUACUGCAGUGGAUCAAGGCUAUGAGCAGAGAUGGACGAGGUGGCUACUGCAUUGGAUCAAGACUAUGAGCAGAGAUGGACGAGGUGGCUACUGCAAUGGAUCAAGGCUAUGAGCAGAGAUGGACGAGGUGGCUACUGCAAUGGAUCAAGGCUAUGAGCAGAGAUGGACGAGGUGGCUACUGCAGUGGAUCAAGGCUAUGAGCAGAGAUGGACGAGGUGGCUACUGCAGUGGAUCAAGGCUAUGAGCAGAGAUGGACGAGGUGGCUACUGCAGUGGAUCAAGGCUAUGAGCAGAGAUGGACGAGGUGGCUACUGCAGUGGAUCAAGGCUAUGAGCAGAGAUGGACGAGGUGGCUACUGCAAUGGAUCAAGGCUAUGAGCAGAGAUGGACGAGGUGGCUACUGUAAUGGAUCAAGGCUAUGAGCAGAGAUGGAUGAGGCAGCGGCUGUAAUGGAUUAAGGCUAUGAGCAUCUUGUGAAGUAGGAUGUUAAAUCUGUAAAUAUCAGAAUGAAUCCAAACUUACCAGUUCAAAACUGGAUUGUAAAAUAGCUCAAAAAAGACUGAAAACACAGCUCUACACAUUAGGAGGCUGAGGCAGCAGAUUGCUUAAGUUCAAGAAUUGCAGACAAGUCCAGGAAACAUGGAAAAACCGUCUCUACAAAAAAAAAAAUUAUUUUUAAUUAGCUGGGUAUGGUGAUAUGAGCCUGUGGUCCCAGCUUUUCAGGAGGCUGACGUGAGAGGAUUGCUUGAGCCCAGAAGGCAGAGGCUGCAGUGAGCUCUGAUCACGCCACUGCCUAGGUGACAGAGUGAGACCCGUCUCAAAAACAAACAAACAAAAAUAACAAACAAAAACAGCUCUAAACGAAGGUGGCUAGAAAAGUAGCUCAAGUUGUUCCUGUCUGGUUAAACACAAACAUAAAUGAACUACUUGUGUGCCCAGUGGCUUCAUAAUGCUGAGAGCAAAGUCAAUUAUUCUAGCAGGUUCUAGAAAACUUCAUCAUAUCAUGGGGUUCAAUGAAAAUAUCAAAUCAUAAAUAUAAUAAUCAAAUCUGAAAGUGAAUCUAGUUUCAAAGACCUCAGAAGCCACUGUGUAGGAAGCUCCUUUCAGAUAGAGACAAGGGAUUAUCUGACUUCUCUAUCUUUCAAUAAGAGAAGAUUAUUUCAAUAUUUGAAUUAAGAUUAUUUCAACAUUUGAAAUAAAUAAUAAAUUUGAUUAUUUCUCUAUCUUUCAGAUAGAGACAGGGGAUUUUUUGACUUCUUAUCUCUGUUGUGUAGCACAAUGUCCAGAACACAACAGAUAUUCCAUAUCCAUAGUCACAUCCUAUGUAUGUGUAUUUCUUUUCCAGCAAGGACUAGAGGUCCUAAGGUUUGUUUAUAUGGUAAGCCAGUGCCCAAAUGAGCAGGAGAAUCUUAGCACAGUCACCUACACACUCAUUUCAAUGCUCUGGCCCCUUAUCCAGGCUAGUCAAAGUGUGGUCUAUGGUUUUGCAUUUUAAGGGAUCCCCGGGUGAAUCUUGUGGCUGUCAAAGGAGGAGAAGCACUGCCCUCAAAAUAUAGAAAAGGUGAACUAAUUUAUCGUGGCAGGCUGGCUAUUUAUUUGUGUAUUUAUUUAUCUUGUUGAUGGGAAAAUUCAAAUUGACAUACACAAUCACCCCCAUAAGGAUUUCAGGUAAAAAACAAAGGUUUAGAUAUCAGAUGUGUUUUACAAUUACCACACCAGUCUUUUUACUACAGCAUCUAGUAGCACAUUUCCAAUAGAUUUAGGUGAAAAUUUCUAUCUCAUGAGCCUUCUGUCAGUGUUUUUAAAAUUGGAUUCUCUAUUAGUGGCCAUAUUGAAUCUCUUACAGGCAUCUCACUCAAACUGCAGUCAUACUUUCCAAUAGGCCCCAUAAAAAUCCUUGUUCUGGAGCAAUCUAAUAUAUUUAUCCACCUCGUUAGACACUUAGGUAAGUAUAAUAAUACAAGUUUUGUGUGUGUUUGUGUGUAUUGUGUAGGUUGUGGCCUCUUGCUCAGUUUCUGCAACACCCGAAGCUGAUGCAAGUUUAAUGUAAAUAACGUCCAGCAAUGUUAGAAAUGUUGACUUCUAUGAGCCCAUCAGGAAAAAAAGGUGAAUGUUAUUGUAGAGGAAAUUUUCAUUCUGGAAAAAAUGCAUACUGUUUAAAUAUUACUUUCAUGCUUUCUGCAGAUAUUAUACACAGAUAUUAUAUUCCAAGGGUUAUGUUUCAAAGUCUUCAAAAAUAGAAAAUACAUUUUAUAUUUCUAGCUGAAAAUAAUAACAGUAAUUAGCCUACCUUUGGGGAAAUGGAUAAAAAUACUAACGAACAUCACAACUCAUUUAAAAGCAUAAAAUGUGCAAUGAUUUAAACUACAUGUUCUUUCUAUGAAUCUGCAUAGAAAUAUAGACACAUUUGAUGAAUGCUAUUUAAAGUCUGAGUGCUUUGGUAAAUGAUUCAUCUAUAGGUUGAAGGGAUUACUUUUAUCUGCCUUCAUAGUGAGAAUUAGAUUUCUAUUCUUUAUAAAGCAAGGAAUACAGAUUGUGCAUGGAUUAAAAGCAUUCAAUCCUUAAUAAUGAUGGUAGCUGCACUGCAGAAAAGAAAGCCUGUCAGAGUAACGUAUUCAGUUUUACAUCAUAAUCAGAGGUAUGUCGAUCUCUGUUGAAGGCAGAAUUAAAAACGCCUUCAACAUUUUUAAAAUAAUAGAUGAAAAACAUCUCAAAGUCACUUUUAAAAUUUGAAUUGAUGAUUCCACAUAACAGGAAAAGGACCAAGAACAUCUUAAAUACUUCACUAUGGAAGUGAUGUUUUAAGUGCAAUUUCAUCAAGGAGAAGUUUUUCCAGAAAGUCUUUUGACCUCAGUAAGAAUCUUAUUUACUCUGGUAAAUAGUUUCUAGUAAAAUGAGAAAGACUUGAUUUUUUAAAAACAAUAAAAAAUUUACAUGGUUUAAUCUAAUGUUGUGAUUUCGAAAGUACUACUUGUGCCCUUAUAGUUACGCAUGUGUAUUUAUACGCAUUUUCUUGGCUCAUUCAAACGCCAAUAAAAUACUUUACUAUCCAGGCCCCUUAAAAGCCAAAUUAAUUUUUAAAAGUGAGGAUUGUAUGUAUGCUGUGAGGUGUGCGCAGGUGUAUGCGUGUGAUGUGUAUGUAUGGUGUGUGUGUGUCUGUGUGUGUAGUAGGUUCAUGGGGUAUGUAUAUGUGUGUAUGGUGUGUAUUGUGGGUGUUAUGUGUGUAUACUGUGUGUAGUUUGCGGGUGGUGCAUGGUGUGUAUAUGUGCUGUUUGUGAUGUAUGUGUGUGUGGUGUGUAUGUGUACUAUGUGUGGUGUGCGUGUGAUAUGUGUGUGUGCAGUGUGUGGUGUAUGUGAUGUGUGUGUGUGGUGCUGGGUGUGUGUGCACUGUGUGUAGUGUUUGAUGUGUGAUGUGUGUAGAAUGUGUGGUUUGUGUGUGUGCACACUGUGUGUGGUGUGUGUGCUCUGUGUGUGUGUGAUGCUAUAUAUACGUGUGCAGUGUGUGGGGAGUAUGUGUGGAGUGUGUGUUUGACGUGUGUGGGGAGUAUGGGAUGUGUGUGGUGCUGUAUGUGUAUGUUGUGUGUGUAGCAGAUUCGUGUGUGUUGUGUGUGUGCAGUGUGUGGGGGGGUAUGGGUGUGUGCACAUUGUGCGGUGUGGUGUGUGGGGAUGUGUGCACGUGUGCACAUGGUGUGUGUGCAGUGUGUGUGGUGUGUGGGUGUGUGUGUGUGCACAUGGUGUGUGUGUGGUGUAUCAGGGGUGUGCGUGUGUGCACCUGGUGUGUGUGCGGUGUGUGUGGUGUGUGUGGGGGGGUGUGCGUGUGCACAUGGUGUGUAUGCAAUGUGUGGUGUCUGUAUGUGGUGUGUGUACAUGUGCACGUGGUGUGUGUGCAGUAUGUGGGGGGGGUGUGUGCAUGUAUACAUGGUGUGUGUGCAGGGUGUGUGGUGUCUGUGGGGUGUGUGUGCGUGUGUACAUGGUGUGGUGUGUGGGGGGGUGUGUGCAUGUAUACAUGGUGUGCUGCGUGCAGUGUGUGUGGUGUCUGUGUGUGGUGUAUGUGUGGGGCGUAUGUGUUUGCAUACAUGGUGUGUAUGCAGUGUGUGUGGUGUGUGUAUGUACACAUGGUGUGGCGUGUGAAGUGGGUGUGUGUGCAGUGUGUGGUGUCUGUGUGGGGUGUGUGUGCACAUGUGUGUGCAGUGUGUGUUGUCUGUGGAGUGUGUGCACGUGUGUGUGCAUGUGGUGUCUGGGGUGUGUAUGCGUGCACAUGGUGUGUGUGUGGUGUGUGUGUGCACAUGGUGUGUGUGCAGUGUGUGGUGUCUGGUGUGUGCAUGUGCACAUGUGUGUGCAGUGUGUGUGUGUGUCUAGGGUGUGUGCAUGUGCAGAUGGUUGUGUGCAGCGUGUGUGGUGUCUGGUGUGUGUGCACAUGGUGUGUGUGCAGUGGUGUCUGGGGUGCGUGUGCAUGUGCACAUGGUGUGUGGAGUGGGUGUGGUGUGUGUGUGGGGUGUGCAUGUGCACAUGGUGUGUGUGCAGUGUGUGGUGUCUGGGGUGUGUGCGUGUGCACAUGGUGUGUGUGCAGUGGUGUCUGGGGUGUGUGUGCAUGUGCACAUGGUGUGUGGAGUGUGUGUGGUGUGUGUGUGGGGUGUGAAUGUGCACAUGGUGUGUGUGCAGUGUGUGGUGUCUGGUGUGUGCAUGUGCACUUGUGUGCAGUGUGUGUGUAUCUAGGGUGUGUGCAUGUGCAGAUGGUUAUGUGCAGUGUGUGUGGUGUCUGGGGUGUGUGCACACGGUGUGUGUGCAGUGUGGUGUCUGGGGUGCGUGUGCAUGUGCACAUGGUGUGUGGAGUGGGUGUGGGUGUGUGGGGUGUGCAUGUGCACAUGGUGUGUGUGCAGUGUGUGGUGUCUGGGGUGUGUGCGUGUGUACGUGGUGUGUGUGCAGUGGCUGUGGUGUGUGUGCAGUGCGGGGGGGCGUGUGUGUGCGUGUGCACAUGGUGUGUGUGCAGUGGGUGUGGUGUCUGGGGUGUGUGUGUGGUGUCUGGGGUGUGUGUGUGUGCACAUGGUGUGUGUGCAGUGGGUGUGGUGUCGGGUGUGUGUGUGGUGUCUGGGGUGUGUGUGUGUGGUGUCUGGGGUGUGUGUGUGUGCACAUGGUGUGUGUGCAGUGGGUGUGGUGUCGGGUGUGUGUGUGGUGUCUGGGGUGUGGGUGUGGUGUCUGGGGUGUGUGUGUGUGCACAUGGUGUGUGUGCAGUGUGUGGUGUCUGCGUGUGGGGUGUGUAUGCGUGUGUGUGGGGAAAAGAAAGAGAUCAGACUGUUACUGUGUCUAUGUAGAAAGAAGUAGACAUAAGAGACUCCAUUUUGUUCUGUACUAAGAAAAAUUCUUCUGCCUUGAGAGGCUGUUAAUCUGUAACCCUACCCCCAACCCUGUGCUCCCUGAGACAUGUAAUGUGUCAAGUCAAGGUUAAAUGGAUUAAGGGCUGUGCAGGAUGUGCUUUGUUAAACAAAUGCUUGAAGCCAGCAUGCUUGUUAAGUCACCACCACUCCCUACUCUCAAGUACCCAGAGACACAAAACACUGCGGAAGGCCGGCCACAGGGACCUCUGCCUAGGAAAGCCAGGUAUUGUCCAAGGUUUCUCCCCAUGUGAUAGUCUGAAAUAUGGCCUCGUGGGAAGGGAAAGACUUAACUGUCCCCCAGCCUGACACCCAUAAAGGGUCUGUGCUGAGGAGGAUUAGUAAAAGAGGAAGGCCUCCUUGCAGUUGAGGUAAGAGGAAGGCAUCUGUCUCCUGCUCGUCCCUGGGAAAUGGCAUGUCUCCGUGUAAAGGCCGAUUGUAUAUUCCAUCUACUGAGAUAAGGGAAAACCGCCUUAGGGCUGGAGGUGGGACAUGCUGGCAGCAAUACUGCUCUUUAAGAAAUUGAGAUGUUUAUGUGUAUGAACAUAAAAAGCACAGCACUUUUUUCUUUACCUUGUUUAUGAUGCAGAGACAUUUGUUCAUAUGUUUUCCUGCUAACCUUCUCUCCACUAUUACCCUAUUGUCCUGCCACAUCUCCCUCUCUGAGAAUCUCCCGAUAAUGAUCAAUAAAUACUAAGGGAACUCAGAGACUGGUGCCGGUGCCGGUCCUCCAUAUGCUGAGCGCCGUUCCCCUGGGCCCACUUUUCUUUCUCUAUACUUUGUCUCUGUGUAUCUUUCUUUUCUCAAGUCUCUCAUUCCACCCGACGAGAAAUGCCCGCAAGUGUGGAGGGGCAGGCCACCUCUUCACGUGUGCACAUGGUGUGUGUGCUGUUUGUGUGGUGUCUGUGUGGGGUGUGUGUGCGUGUGCACAUGGUGUGGUGUGUGCAUUGUGUGUUAUGAGUGACUGCUUCUCUUAGUAUGUGGACAUCAGUCUUCCAGACCAGCUUUCUCCAUGUGUCUGGGAACAUAAGAAACAAGUUUCUGCAAUUAUUGUUACACAACUUUUCCCGAGAGGGACCAAAUCUCUGUCGUGAGUGGGUAUCUGCGUCAUUGCAGGAGGGAAUGUGAUGUCCUGGCUUGGUUCACACCCUCUGUGGGUUUAGGCAGGGUUCCUGCUGGAUCCCUCACUGUGGCCAGAGAGGGAGGGCUCUGUUUAACCACAGGGAACCAGAAGAGGACUGGUGUGUGGGAAGACCAGGUAAUCAUAAUGGUAUUAAUAAUAGUGGUAAUAAUACUGUUUUAUACAUUGUAUAUGUCAUAAGGAUUUUAACUUUCAUGUAACAUAAUUGUUGUAAAAAUGUCCCCAGUUUGUUUCGUGUCAUUUACCUGGUGUUGAAAUAUGUAAGAAUUUAUGUUUUAGGUAUGUUAGGUUUAUUCCUUUUUAUAUGGUUUCUGUUUGAAAUUUUGAUUUCAGAAGACAUUCAUUCUCAAGGUCGUAAAACACACACACAUUUAAUUUUCUUUUCUUUUUUUACAUUUAAUACUGUAAUUAACUUUUAUGUAAGGUGUGGGACCAUGAUUCAAUUCUAUCAUUUUAUAUUCUCAAAUCAUUACCCAAUAUUUUAAUAUCAUAAAUGGAAAAAUCGCUGUUUUGUGGGUUUAAAAUGUUACCCUGUUAGUAAAUGAAAUUAUACUCAAUUUCUGUGUUUUUAAUUCUCUUUCAUUAAUGUGUUUAUUUUUGUACCAUUUCAAAUUUAAUUUUGAAUAGUCAUAACAAUCUUAAAUAUAGUAAAUUUUAUAAUAUUGGGUCUCGUGUGUGUGUUCAAUAGAUGGAUUUAAAAUCACAUUUUCUUGUUCAAAAAUAUUUUUCUUAGAAUUUUUAUUGGAAUUUGAGCAUAUUUUGAAAUGAUUUACAGCAAACUAAAUAGUUAAUAUUGAGUCCUGUCAUCCAGAAUGUGACAUGCAAAUUCCUCAAACCUCCUUUAAUGCCAUUUAGUCAAAAUUAAUAUGUUAAAUCAAUAUAAAUUAGUAUAAAUGAGUAUAACUAAUGAUUAAAAUAAAUUAAUGUG